GACGGUAACCGCUUGAAAAGGUAGAUCCACUCUUCUGGAUGAUUUCUUGAGGUCCACGUGACAGAGAGGUUGUUGUUAUAGUUGUUGUUGUUGUCUUCGUCUUCGUGCGGUUUUACGACUAUUUAGCGAAAGAAAAGGCCGUAAAAAGGCCAACUUGAGAGCGUGCUACUAAAGUGUGAUAAUUGUUUCGAUAAACGGCAACUUAUCGGUUGACGGCGAGGAAGUUGUGCAACUCUUGAGAGGCGGCGAUCCGGCGAUGAAAUAAUAAAGGAAGCAAGCAAAAUUGAAACCGUUUCGAACGAGCGGGGGGAGCUCAAAUUAAAUCGUAUUAAUUUUGAAAGUGAUAAACAAGUGCCUCGUUGUUGUUGAUAUUGCUGUGUACGAGGGUAAAAUUCAAGUUUAAACAAGUGACGGUGGUGGUGAAGUUCCCCUUCACUUCUUGGAAGGAAACGCAAAUGCGUUCGAUUGCAAGGCGUUUUUUGCAGUGACAAGAGAAAAAAAGUCAUUUCGAUUCAAAUUCGACGACGACGCCAGGAGAAAGGUGGUUGUCGAAAUGGUGCGAUGGCGCAGGGGGAGGCACGACGGAGGAAGGGGCGGAGGAGGAGCAGGAGGAAAUUGUUGGAGGUCGUCGGUAAAGUUGCUGGCGAUUGUUUACAUUCUACACGUCACUGCUAGUUGGAUAGAUGGUGUCAAUUGUCAAGUUUGCGGACCGCCGGCGAUUCCGGCCAAUGCCCGCGUCCAGACACAGCCGGCCGACGGCACCGGAGGAGGCCUCCGGUCGGCCAAGUACGAGUGCGACUCGGGCUACGAGCUGUUCGGGUCGGAGACCAUCAAGUGUGACCCGGUCAAGGGCUGGGACCGAGAGCUGCCAUUUUGCGGAACCAAUGUGGCGUACCGAAAGCCGGUAAAUCAAUCGUCGGCGACGCGGUCCGGCCCGGCGGGAUUCGCCAACGACGGCAAGCCGGGCAACCAGAACCCGGACGGGCAGGAGUGCUCCGAAACGCAAAAGGAGGCGUCCCCCUGGUGGCGAGUAGAUCUACUUACCCCGGAAGCGGUUCGGGUUGUGCGAAUCACCACCAGGGGAUGCUGCGGUCACCAGCCGCUGCAGGAUCUGGAGAUUCGCGUGGGAAACAGCAGUUCGGACCUGCAGCGGAAUCCGCUGUGCGCCUGGUACCCGGGAACCAUGGACGAGGGAACGACCAAGAGCUUCACGUGCGCGAGGCCACUCAUCGGGCAGUUUGUGACCGUACAGCUCGUCGGCGUCGAAAGCAGCUUGAGCUUGUGUGAGGUGGAGGUGUUCUCGAACGACGAGUUCUCGCCGGAUCGGUGCGCGGCGCCGAACCUGAACGCGGACACCAUCCUGACGACUUUCGCCAAGACGUGCUACGAGUUCCACAUAACGCGAGGCGAGAGCUUCGACAAGGCGCGGCAGGUUUGUCAGUCCCACGGUGGCGACCUGCUGCACGACAUCCGCGGUGCGACCAACGACUACAUCAUCUCGGAGCUGGAGCGGCGCAAGACGGACCUCCGGACGCAGCUGGUGUGGAUCGGGGCCCAAAAAGAACCCGGCAUUACGGCCCGCACCUGGAAAUGGGUGAACGGUGAUACCGUGCUGAAGCCGACAUGGGGUAAAGAUCAGCCCAACAACUACAACGGCGAGCAAAACUGUGUCGUGCUGGAUGGAGGUCGCAGCUGGUUGUGGAACGACGUGGGCUGCAACCUCGACUACCUGAACUUUAUCUGUCAACACAGCCCGCUGAGCUGUGGUUCGCCGGAAGCCCUGGUCAACACGACGAUCGUCGGCAAGAACUUUACCAUUGGAGCGGCCAUUGAGUACCGGUGUCCGGUAGGUCACUCGCUGAUCGGUGAUGCGCAGCGACUGUGCCAAGAGACCGGGGUCUGGAGCGGGCGACCCCCAACGUGCAAAUAUGUCGACUGCGGCGCUCUUCCGGAGAUCGACCAUGGCGGCAUUAUCCUGUCGGAACAGCGAACCAGCUUCGGCGUGAAGGCCACCUACACCUGCCACGAGAACUACACGCUGAUCGGGAACGAGAACCGAACCUGCCAAGCGGACGGCUGGUCCGGAUCGGAUCCGAAGUGUUUGGUCGACUGGUGUCCGGAACCUCCACCCAUUCAGGGUGGUACGAUCAAGGUUUCCGGACGACGCGCUGGAUCCACCGCGAUCUAUUCGUGCGAGUACGGGUUUGUGCUCAUCGGGGAACCGGUGCUGUCGUGUGGUCUCGGCGGUAACUGGACCGGCAAGACCCCGCUCUGUAGAUUCGUUGAUUGCGGAAUGCCGGCGCGACCGGAUCGUGGAAACUUGCUACUGGUGAACGAUUCCACUACGGUAGGUUCGAUGGUGAGGUACUUCUGUGACGACGACUACUGGUUGGUUGGCCCGUCGGAGCUGUUCUGCACGAAAGAUGGAAAGUGGUCCGGAAGUGCACCAGCUUGCGAGCUGAUCACUUGUGAGACCCCUCACGUUCCCGCCGGUUCGUUCGUGGUCGGCUACGACUACAACAUCCACUCCUCGAUCCAGUACCACUGCGAUCCGGGACACAUCCUGCGCGGUGACGACACCCUCACCUGUCUCGAGUCCGGCCACUGGAGUGGUGACGCUCCCGACUGCGAGUACGUCGACUGUGGCCCCCUCACCCCGAUCCCCUUCGGCUCGAACCGAUACCUCCAGAACACGACCUACCUCGGAUCGGAAGUCCUGUACUCCUGCUCCAACUCGCAUCGCCUCGCCGGAACCCCCAAGCGAACCUGCCUCGAAAGCGGCCUCUGGAGCGAUGCGUCUCCACGCUGCGAGGAAAUCCGCUGUCCGGAACCGACGUUCGCCCCGCACAGCAUUCUUAGCGUUACCGGAAACGAUCGCAUGUACGGCCGAACGCUGAUCCGAACGUCGGACGUGGCGGCCAACAGCGUGCAGACGUACAAGAUCGGGGCGCUGGCCAAGUACCGCUGCGAGCGGGGAUACAAGAUCGUCGGGGAACCGCUCAUCACGUGCGAGGAGAACGGGCUGUGGAGUGGCGAGAUUCCGGAGUGUGUCUAUGUCGACUGUGGCGUGCCGCCGAGCAUGAUCAGCGGUCGCGUGACGCUCGCGACCAACGCUACCUACUACGGGGCGGCAGCACUGUACGAGUGCGACGGAAACUUCAAGCUGGACGGCGUGUCACGUCGGCUCUGUAUGGAGGACGGCAGCUGGAGCCACGAGACGCCGGCUUGCGUGGAGAUCACCUGCGAGGAGCCGAACGUGGCGGAGAAUCUGGUGGUGAGUGCGGGCGAUCGCAAGGUCGGAACGGCGGCGCGGUUCAGCUGUACCAAGGGUCGGUACAUGGUCGGCAAUGACAGCAGGACAUGUCAGCCGACCGGCCAGUGGACGGGCAAGAAUCCGGUGUGCAAGUUGAUCGACUGCGGUCGGCCAGCGGACAUUGCCAACGGGCGGGUCAUCGUGGUCAACGAGUCCACCGUGUACGGAGGAUCGGCGGAGUAUCACUGCGUGCCGCACUACAAUCGGAUCGGGCCGUACCUCCGGAAGUGCAUGGAUGACGGCAAGUGGAGCGGGGAGGAGCCGCGAUGUGAACUGAUCGUCAAUGACGCCCAGGAGACAAACAGCUUGGGAACGGGAAUCGCGAUCGGUGCCGCCAUCAUCGUGAUCCUGCUGAUCCUGAUCGGGGUUCUGUUCCUGCACCGAAACAAGGCCCGUCCGGUGAAGAACACCGAGAACGUGCAGGCGGCGGAACACAAGGACGAACAAAAUGCCGCGGUCAUGUCGUACUCGUCAUUGGAAAAUGGCCGCCACGGCUUUGACCUGCCGAACCGGGGCAACCUGGUAACCUUCAACACGUUCCAGAGCGGUGCGGGUGCCAACGGGCAUCCGCCUCCGCCCAGUAGGCUAGCUAGUGUAGGUAACAACAACAACAAUAGUUUAAGUAGUAGACACAUGAACGGCAACGGGACCGGCGGGGAGAACAUCUACGACCAGAUCCCGAGCGAGCAGUUUUACGACGCACCGUACGAGAUGCGAAGCAACGACGAGGUAUACGAGCCGGAACCGACGGGCCGGACGAACGUCAUUACCAUCAACGGGGUUAGUGUUCGGUAGAUCUUAGGUAAACAAACGACUAUUUGGUUAUUUAGUUUGUAUGGAUCAAUUUAUCGGCAGUUUGACAGUUUGCCUGUCAGACAAUAUGUUACCUCCAUGUUGUUAGACUUUGAACAGUUCUUAAUCGAGGAGAGUUCAAGAUCGAUCAACAUUAAGGUAAGGUCUUACGCGUUAACUGUCAAAAUGAAGCUUGUGAAGGAUCCCGAUAAAAUGGUUAAUAGACCUUUUUACCAAUAAAGUGCUUCAUUUGACAGUUGCUACUUGAAACCUACGUUACCUCGAUGAAGAGUAACCUUGAGCCAAGGUAACGUUUCAAUCGACAACUGUCGAAAUAAGUACACCAAAAAGGAUCAAUAGCUUCGUAGAAAGACACGUUCCAAAAAGACUUUUUUUUAAUGCUAGGGAGAAUGAAAAGACGGAAAUUUUAAAAUUUUGAACAAAAACAUCACUUUUAUUUAUUAGGCCCUUUUCCGACGCUGACUUGGUCCACCUUCGGAAAGAGUCACCUUUGUCGGCGUGCUUCACUUGACUGUCAAAUGAAGCACGCCGACAAAUGGGGGCUUCACUCUCCGUGCAAGCAAACUACCCAGUACAAGCGAGUUUCAAGCAAGUUUUCUCGAUCGGCAAGAAAAUUUGGCUUGGCAAAAUUACUGCAAAGCACGAGGGAUUCGCUCCAAAAUUACGACGAGUGUUUUAACCUUACUUUCCUUUAACUCCAACAAACGUGGAAUUCGUAAAUAUUUGAUUUUGACAUUUGCUGAAGGGGUGAAGAAAAGUGAGGUCAGAGCGCCAUCAUUCCGAAGGUGGACGCUGCUUAUUGUGUAAAUAUUUCCCUUUUUCUUAAAACAAACUACGAAACAAAACAAAAAAUCUUCAAACCAGCCAAACAGGCUCGUGACACGAUCGCACUGAAGACAUCACCGCGCAAUUGGAUUAGGAAAUUAUAACAAAUAAAAAAAUACUCUUGAAAAGAGCUACGUAGUACUUUGUACAUAUUAAAGUAACA
Molecule: messenger RNA, 5114 nt
Organism: Culex pipiens pallens (northern house mosquito)
Lineage: Eukaryota; Metazoa; Arthropoda; Insecta; Diptera; Culicidae
Gene: fw
Product: sushi, von Willebrand factor type A, EGF and pentraxin domain-containing protein 1
Exons: 11
Coding region: 554-4108 (1184 amino acids)
Source: RefSeq, a predicted model, not a curated record